AUGUCCUUUUUCCUUUUUUUUUUUCUUUUUUUUUUCUUUCUUUCUUUUCUUUUUAAUCAUUUCUUUUCUCCCUUUAUUCCUAUUCUCUCUCUUCCUUUCUUACUUUCUUUUCCUUUUUUCUUCCUUUCUUUCUCUCUUCUUUCUUUCUUUUCUUUCUUUCUUUCUUUCUUUUAUUCCUUCUCAUUCUUUUUUUCUUCAUUUCUUUCCUUCUCUUUCUCCUUCUUUCUUUCUUUCUUUUUCAUUGACUUCUCUUUCCUUUUUCUCUUCUUUCCUUUUCUCUCUUUUUUUUCUUUUUCAUUCUUUCCUUCAUUCUCUUUCUUUUCUUACUUUUAUUUUCUUUCUUUCUUUCUUUUUCCUUUUAUUCCUUCUCUUUCUUUCUACUUUUUUCCUUUUAUUCAUUCUCUUUUCUUUCUUUUUUUCUUUCUUUCCUUGAGCUUUCUUUUUUUUCUUUCCUUCCUUUUUUUCUUUCUCUUUCUUUUCUUUUUCUUUGCUUUCUUUCCCUCUUUUCUUUCUUUCUUUUUUUUUUCUUUUCUUUUUUUUUUCUCUUUCUUUCUUUUUCUUCCUUUUAUUCUUCUCUUUCUCCUUUUUUCCUUUUUCUUCCUUUCUUCCUCUUUAUCUUUUUCCUUUUUAAACUUCCUUUCUUCUUUUCUCUCUCUCUUUCUUUUAUUUUUCUUUUCUCUUUUUCCUUUCUUUCUUUUCUUUUAUCUCAUUUUUUUUUCUUUCUUUUUCUCUUUCUUUUCUCCUUUCUUCUUUUUAUUCUUUCUCUUCCUCUCUCUUUUUUCUUUCUCUUUCUUCUUUCCUUUUCUUCCUUCUCACUUUAGUCUUUCCUUCUUUCUUCUUUUCUCUUUUCCUUCUCUCUCUUUUUUUCUUCCUUUUUCCUUUCUCUUUCUUUCUUCCUUUUAUUCCUUCUCUUUUCUCCUUUCUUUUUUUUUUUCCUUCUCUUUCUUUCUUUUUUCUUUCUUUUUCUUCCUUUUUCCUUUUAUCUUUCUUUUCCUUUUUAUUUCUUUCCUCCUUUUCUUUCUUCCUCUUUCUUUUUCCUUUUAUUUCUUCUUCUCCUUUUUCCCUUUUUCUUUCUCUCUUUUUCUUUUUUUCCUUUCAUUUUUUUUUUCUUUCCCUUUCUGCCUUCUCUUCUUUCUUUUCUUUCCUCUUUCCUUUUUCUCUUUUUUUCUUUCUCUUUCUUCCUUUUUUUCAAUUCUUUCUUUUUUUCUUUCUUUUCCAUUUUCUUUUCUCUCUUUUUCUUUUUAUUCUCCUUUUCUUUCUCCUUUCAUUCUUUUUUUCCUUUUCUUCUUCUUUUCUUUUCCUCAUUUUUCUUUCUUUUCUUUCUUUCUUUCUUUCUCUUUCUUUUUUCUUUCUUUCUUUCUUUCCCCUUUCUUUUCUUUCUCCCUUCAUUCUUUUUCCUUCUCUUUCUUUCUUUUCUUUCACUUUUUCUUUUCCUUUCUUUUCUUUUCUUUCUUUUUAUUUCUUUCUUUCUCUUUCUUUUUUUCUUUCUCUUUUCUCCCUCCUUUUCUUUUUUUCAUCUUUCUUCUUUUUCUUUUCUUUCUUUUUCUCUUUCUUUUUUUCUUUUUCUUUUUCUUCUCUUUCUUUUUCUUUUUCUUCUCUUCUCUUUCUUCUUUUUUUUCUCUUUUUCUUCUUUCUUUCUCUUUUCCUCUCUUUUCUUUUUUUCUUUUUCUUUUUUUUCUUCUUUUCUUUCUCUUUUUUCUCUUUCUCCUUCUUUUCUUUUUCUUUCUUCUUUCUCUUUCUUCUCUUUCACUUUUUUCUUUCUUUUCUUCUUCUUUUCCAUCUCUUUCUUCUUUUUUUCUCUUCUUUUCUUUUUUUUUCUUUCUUUUCCUUUUCUUUCUCUUUUUCUCUUUCUUCUUUUUCUUUCCUCUUUUUCUUUCUUUUCUUUCUUUUCUUCUCUUUCUCUUUUCUUCUUUUCUUUUUUUCUUCUUUUCUUUCUCUUUUCUUCUCUUUCACUUUCUUCUUUUCUUUCUUGCUUCUUUUUUUCCUUUCUUCUUUUCUUUUUUCCUUUUCUUUCUCUUUCUUCUCUUUCCACUUUCUUCUUUUUUUCUUCUUUUUUCUUUCUCUUUCUCUUUUCUUUUUCUUUUUUUUCUUUUUUCCUUUCUUCUUUUCUUUCCUUUCUUCUUUUCUUUUCUUUUCUUCUUUUCCUUUCUUCUUUUUCUUUCUCUUUCUUUCUUUUCUUUCUCUUUCUUUUUUUUUUCUUCUUUUUUUUCUCUUUCUUCUUUUCUUUUUUUUUAUUCUUUCUUUCUCUCUUUUCUCUUUCCACUUUUCUUUCUUCCUUUUCUCUUCUUUUUCACUUUCUUCUUUUGUUUCACUUUCUUCUUUUCUUUCUCUUUCUACUUUUCUUUCUCUUUCUUCUCUUUACUUUCUUCUUUUCUUUAUCUUUCUUCUUUUCUUUCUCUUUCUUCUCUUUACUUUCCUCUUUUCUUUCUUUUUCUUCUUUUCUUUCUCUUUCUUCUCUUUCACUUUUUUCUUUUCUUUUUCUUUUCUUCUCUUUCACUUUUCUUUUUCUUUCACUGUCUUCUUUUUCUCUUUCUACUUUUCUUUUUCUUUCUUCUCUUUCUUCUUUUUUCUUUUCUUUUCUUUUUCUUCUUUUUUUUUUCUUCUUUCUUUCUCUUUCUUCUUCUUUCUUUUUUUUUUUUUCUUUUCUUCUUUUCUUUCUCUUUCUUCUCUUUCACUUUCUUCUUUUCUUUUUCUUUCUUCUCUUUCACUUUCUUUUUUCUUUCACUUUCUUCUUUCUCUUUCUUCCCUUUCACUUUCUUCUUUUCUUUCACUUUCUUCUUUUUCUCUUUCUACUUUUCUUUUUCUUUCAUCUCUUUCACUUUCUUCUUUUCUUUCACUUUCUUCUUUUCUUUCUCUUUCUUCUCUUUCACUUUCUUCUUUUCUUUCUCUUUCUUCUUUUCUUUCUCUUUCUCUUUUUCUUUCACUUUUUUCUCUCAUUUUCUUCUUUUCUUUCUUUUUAUUCUUUUCUUUCUCUUUCUUCUCUUUCACUUUUUCUUUUCUUUUUCUUUCUUCUUUUUCACUUUCUUCUUUUGUUUCACUUUCUUCUUCUCUUUCUCUUUCUACUUUUCUUUCUCUUUCUUCUCUUUACUUUCUUCUUUUUCUUUCUUCUUUUUCUUUUCUUUUCUUUCUUUUUCCUCUUUUCUUUCUUUUCUUUCUUUCUUUUUUUCUUUCUUUCUCCUUCUUUCUUCCUUUUUCUUUCUUUUUCUUCUUUUCUCUUUCUUCUCUUUUCUCUUUCUUCUUUUCUUUCCUCCUCUUCUUUUCUCUUUCCUACUUUUCUUUUCUUUUCUUCUCUUUCUGUUUUCUUCUUUCUCUUUCUUUUUCUUCUUUUCUUUCUCUUUCUUCUCUUUCUUUUCUUUUUUCUUUUCUUUCUUUUUCUUCUUUUCUUUCUCUUUCUUCUUUUCUUUUUCUUCUUUUUCUUUUCUUUCUUUUCUUUUCACUUUCUUUUUUCUUUUUUUUUCUUCUUUCUCUUUCUUCCUUUCCUUUCUCCUCUUUUCUUUCCUUUCUUCUUUUCUUUUUUUCUUUCAUCUCUUUCCUUCUUCUUUUUUCACUUUUCUUCUUUUCUUUUCCAUUCUUCUUUUUCUUUCUCUUUCUUCUCUUUCAAUCCCUGUCUAUUUUCAUUCGCUCAUACUUCAUCUCUCCUUCUUUCCAUCCUACUUGCUUCUAUCCUUCCUGCAUUCCUAUUUACUUGCCACUUUCCUUCUGUCCUUUUACUUUCAUUCGCUCCUUCCAUCUCUCCUUCUUUCCAUCCCCUUGCUUCUAUCCUUCCUGCAUUCCUUAUUUUCCUAUCUAUUUUCCUUUGUCCUUGUCCUUCCUCUCCCUUCUCCAUCCUACUUCCAUCUCCCUUCUCUUUCUAUUUUGCACUUUCUUUCUGUCCUUUCUACUUUCAGUCGCUCCUUCCAUCUCUCCUUCUUUCCAUCCUACUUUCUUCUAUCCUUCCCAUCAUUCUAUUUUUUUUCCAUUCCUUCUUGCUUUCAUUCUUCCUUCCAUCUCUCCUUCUUUCCAUCCCCUACUUGCUUCUAUCCUUCCUGCAUUCUAUUUUACUUUCGCUUACCUUCUGUCCUUUCUACUUUCAUUCCUCCUUCAUCUCUCCUUCUUUCCAUCCUGCCUUUUAUCCUUCCUGCCCCUUUCCUUCUUUCUGUCCUUUCUACUUUCAUUUCGCUCCUUCCAUCUCUCUUCUUUCCAUCCUACUUGCUUCUAUCCUUCCCUACAUUCCUAUUUUACUUCCCUUUCCUUCUGUCCUUUUCUACAUUCCUUGCUCCUUCCAUCUCUCCUUCUUUCCAUCCCUACUUGCUUCUAUCCUUCCUGCGUUCCUAUUUUACUUGCCACUUUUUCUGUCCUUUUCUACUUUCAUUCGCUCCUUCCAUCUCUCUUCUUUUCCUCUUCUUCUAUCCUUCCUGCAUUUCCUAUUUUGCAUACCUUCUGUCCUUUCUACUUUCAUUUCGCUCCUUCCAUCUCUCCUUCUUUCCAUCCUUCUUGCUUCUAUCCUUCCUGCAUUCCUAUUUGCCCCUUACACUUUCCUUGUCCUUUCUACUUUUCAUUCUCUCUUCCAUCUCUCCCUUCUUUCCAUCCUACCUUCUAUCCUUCCUGCAUUCCUAUUUUUUACUUGCCACUUCCUUCUGUCCUUUCUACUUUUCAUUUCUCCUUCCAUCUCUCCUUCUCCAUUUUCCAUCCUUCUUGCUUCUAUCCUUCCUGCAUUACCUUCUUUUACUUUUCUACUUUCAUUCCGCUCCUUCCUUUCUCCUUUCCAUCCUCAUUGCUUCUCUCCUUCCUUUCCAUUUACUUGCUUCUAUCCUUCCUGCAUUCGCUCCUUCAUCUCUCCUUCUUUCCAUCCUACUUCUUCUAUCCUUCCUACUUUCCCUUUUAUCCCUUCCAUCUCUCCUUUCUUUUUCAUCCUCCUUCCAUCUCUCCUUCCUUCCAUCCUACUUUUAUCCUGCCUAUUUUUCCUUCUGUCCUUUCUACUUUCAUUCGCUCCUUCCAUCUCUCCCCUUCUUUCCAUCCCUACUUGCUUCUAUCCUUCCUGCAUUCCUAUUUUACUUGCCACUUUCCUUCUGUCCUUUCUACUUUCAUUCGCUCCUUCCAUCUCUCCUUCUUUUACAUCCUACUUGCUUCUAUCCUUCCUGCAUUCCUAUUUUACUUGCCACUUUCCUUCUGUCCUUUCUACUUUCAUUCACUCCUUCCAUCUCUCCUUCUUUACAUCCUACUUGCUUCUAUGCUUCCUGCAUUCCUAUUUUACUUUUCCUUUCUCUGUCCUUUUGCUUUUCAUUCUCUCCUUCCAUCUCUCCUUCUUUCCAUCCCUACUGGCUUCUAUCCUUCCUGCAUUCCUAUUUUACUUGCCAUUUCCUUCUGUCCUUUCUACUUUCAUUCGCUCCUUCCAUCUCCCUUCUUUCCAUCCUUUCUUCCUUCCUGCAUUCCUAUUUUGCUUCGCCUUUCCUUCAUGUCCUUUCUCUUUCAUUCUCCUUCCAUCUCUCCUUCUUUCCAUCCCUACUUGCUUCUAUCCUUCCUGCAUUCCUAUUUUACUUGCCACUUUCCUUCUGUCCUUUCUACUUUCAUUCGCUCCUUCCAUCUCUCCUUCUUUCCAUCCUACUUGCUUCUAUCCUUCCUGCAUUCCUAUUUUACUUGCCACUUUCCUUCUGUCCUUUCUACUUUCAUUCAACCUUCCAUCUCUCCUUCUUUCCAUCCUGCUUGCUUCUAUCCUUCCUGCAUUCCUAUUUUGCUUUACUUCCUUCUGUCCUUUCUAAUUUCCUUCUGUCCUUUCUACUUUCAUUCCCUGCUCCUUCCAUCUCUCCUUCUUUCCAUCCUACUCUUUCUUUCCAUCCUUCCUGCAUUCCUAUUUUACUUGUCACUUUCCUUCUGUCCUUUCUACUUUCAUUCGCUCCUUCCAUCUCUCUUCUUUCCAUCCUACUUCUUCUAUCCUUCCUGCAUUCCUAUUUUACUUGCCAAUUUCCUUCUGUCCUUUCUACUUUCAUUCAUCCUUCCAUCUCUCCUUCUUUCCAUUCCCUUCCUGCAUUCCUAUUUUACUUUUUUUCCUUCCUAUUUUUCAUUCUCUUCCAUCUCUCCUUCUUCCAUCUGCCCUUCUAUCCUUCCUGCAUUCCUAUUUUACUUGCCCUUUCCUUCUGUCCUUUCUACUUUCAUUCGCUCCUUCUCUCCUUCUUUUUCCAUCCUUUACUUGCUUCUAUCCUUCCUGCAUUCCUAUUUUACUUGCCACUUUCCUUCUGUCCUUUCUACUUUCAUUCUCUUUCCAUCUCUCCUUCUUUCCAUCCUACUUCUUCUUUCCAUCCUUCCUUUACUUCUAUCCUUCCUUUGCAUUCCUCUUUUCUUUCCACUUACUAUCCUGCAUUUCCUUCUGUCCUUUCUACUUUCAUUCGCUCCUUCCAUCCAUCUCCUUCUUUCCAUCCUAUUUUUACUUGCUUCCUUCUGUCCUUCCUGCAUUCCUUAUUUUGCCUAUCCUUCCUUCCUCCCCUUCUGUCCUUUCUACUUUCAUUCGCUCCUUCCAUCUCCUUCUUUCCAUCCUGCUUGCUUCUAUCCUUCCUGCAUUCCUAUUUUACCCUUACACUUUCCUUCUGUCCUUUCUACUUUCAUUCUCCUUCAUCUCUCCUUCUUUCCAUCCCUACUUGCUAUCCUUCCUGCAUUCCUAUUUUUACUUGCCACUUCCUUCUGUCCCUUUCUACUUUCAUUCAACCUUCCAUCUCUCCUUCUUUCCAUCCUUUCCUUCUAUCCUUCCUGCAUUCCUAUUUUACCCUGCUCCUUCUUUCCUUUCUACUUUCAUUCUAUCCUUCCAUCUUUCCUUCUUUCCAUCCCACUUUCAUUCCUAUCCUUCCUGCAUUCCUUCAUUUUACUUGCCUACUUUCCUUCUGUCCUUUCUACUUUCAUUUCCUUUCUACUUUCUUCCAUCUCUCCUUCUUUCCAUCCUCUUGCUUCUAUCCUUCCUGCAUUCCUAUUUUACUUGCCACUUUUUUUCUGUCCUUUCUACUUUCAUUCCUCCUUCCAUCUCUCCUUCUUUCCAUCCUACUUGCUUCUAUCCUUCCCUGCAUUCCUAUUUUACUUGCCACUUUCCUUCUGUCCUUUCUACUAUCAUUCGCUCCUUCCAUCUCUCCUUCUUUCCAUCCCCUUGCUUCUAUCCUUCCUGCAUUCUAUUUUACUUGCCACUUUCCUUCUGUCCUUUCUACUUUCAUUCCGCUCCUUCCAUCUCUCCUUCUUUCCAUCCUCUUGCUUCUAUCCUUCCUGCAUUCCUAUUUUACUUGCCACUUUCCUUCUGUCCUUUCAUUCAUUCCUUCCUUCCAUCCUUCUUCUUUCCAUCCUACUGGCUUCUAUCCUUCCUGCAUUCCUAUUUUACUUGCCACUUUCCUUCUGUCCUUUUCUACUUUCAUUCGCUCCUUCCAUCUCUCCUUCUUAUCCUACUGCUUCUAUCCUUCCUGCAUUCCUAUUUUUGCCCUUACUUUCCUUCUGUCCUUUCUACUUUCAUUCCCUCCUUCCAUCUCUCCUUCUUUCCAUCCUACUUGCUUCUAUCCUUCCUGCAUUCCUAUUUUACUUGCCACUUUCCUUCUGUCCUUUCUACUUUCAUUCGCUCCUUCCAUCUCUCCUUCUUUCCAUCUUACUUGCUUCUAUCCUUCCUGCAUUCCUAUUUUACCUGUCCUUUCUUCUGUCCUUUCUUCUUUCAUUUCGCUCCUUCCAUCUCCUUCUUUCCAUCCCCUGCCUUCUAUCACUUCCUGCAUUCCUAUUUUACCAUAA
Acanthosepion pharaonis is the source of this 7728-nucleotide messenger RNA. The record is from the annotation of a GenBank genome assembly. NCBI's taxonomy places the organism in Eukaryota, Metazoa, Mollusca, Cephalopoda, Sepiida, Sepiidae.